Sapajus apella (tufted capuchin) is the source of this 5221-nucleotide messenger RNA. RefSeq names its product rho GTPase-activating protein 5-like. The record is from RefSeq and is a predicted model, not a curated record. Lineage: Eukaryota; Metazoa; Chordata; Mammalia; Primates; Cebidae. Gene Ontology annotation, biological process: signal transduction.
AUGGUUUACAGCGGAGGUAAAGUUCGGGAGAGAGGGAGAGAAAUGCGUCAGCGCGAGGGAGCCGAGUGGCCGCCAUUGCUGAGCCCGGCAGCGGCGGGCUCUGGGGAAGGGGGAGGGACGGGGCCGCCGCCGGUGGCGGGGAGGGAGGGACAGGGUGAGCAGGCUGCUGGGGCCGUGGGGCUCAGGGUUUCGGGGCGUGUGUGUCGGGGAGGGCGGGGAGAGGUGGCUGAAGGGACGCGCCGCUCGGUGAGCGCGCCGUGGAAGAGAGGCGAGCCGAGAGUGGAGGAGGAGGUGGCGGCGGCGGGAGCGCUCCCCAGGAAUGUCCCUGCCGCCGCCACCGCCGGGGCAGCUGCCGUUGAGGAGGAGACGGAGGAGACAGACGUUGAAGAGAGUUAUGAUGACAAAAACAAAGAGCCUCGUCCCCCAUCCUACACUAUCAGUGUAGUUGGACUCUCUGGGACUGAAAAAGACAACGGUAACUGUGGUGUUGGAAAGUCUUGUUUGUGCAAUAGAUUUGUACGCUCAAAAGCAGAUUAAUAUUAUCCAGAGCAUACUUCUGUGCUUAACACCAUUGACUUUGGAGGACGAGUAGUAAACAAUGAUCACUUUUUGUACUGGGGUGACAUAACACAAAAUGGUGAAGAUGGAGUAGAAUGCAAAAUUCAUGUCAUUGAACAAACAGAGUUCAUUGAUGACCAGACUUUCUUGCCUCAUCGGAGUACGAAUUUGCAACCAUAUAUAAAACGUGCAGCUGCAUCUAAAUUGCAGUCAGCAGAAAAACUAAUGUACAUUUGCACUGAUCACUUAGGUUUACAACAAGGCUUUGAACAGAAGCAGAUGUCUGAAGGGAAGCUCAAUAUCUUCCUGUUGUAAAAUGUAGAUGGAUUUUUAUUAUGCAUUGAGGUAAGUCAGGGAUGCAAUAGGAAGUUUGAUGAACAACUUAAGUUUGUGAAUAACCUUUUUGUCCAGUUAUCAAAAUCAAAAAAACCUGUGAUAAUAGCGGCAACUAAAUGUGAUGAAUGUGUGGAUCAUUAUCUUAGAGAAGUUCAGGCAUUUGCUUCAAACAAAAAGAAUCUUCUUGUAGUGGAAACAUCAGCACUAUUUAAUGUCAACACUGAAACAUGUUUCACUGCACUGGUACAAAUGUUGGAUAAAACUCGUAGCAAGCCUAAAGUGAUUCCCUAUUUGGAUGCUUAUGAAACACAGAGACAACUUGUUGUCACAGCAACAGAUAAGUUUGAAAAACUUGUACAGACUGUGAGAGAUUAUCAUGCAACUUGGAAAACUGUUAGUAAUAAAUUAAAAAAUCAUUCUGAUUAUGAAGAAUGCAUCAACUUAGAGGGAACAAGAAAGGCCAGAAAUACAUUCUCUAAACAUAUAGAACAACUUAAACAGGAACACAUGAGAAAAUGGAGAGAAGAGUAUAUAAAUACUUUACCAAGAGCUUUUAACACUCUUUUGCCAAAUCUAGAAGAGAUUGAACAUUUGAAUUGGUCAGAAGCUUUGAAGUUAAUGGAAAAGACAGCAGAUUUCCAGUUAUGUUUUGUGGUGCUAGAAAAAACACCUUGGGAUGAAACCGACCAUAUAGACAAAAUUAAUGAUAGGCGGAUUCCAUUUGACCUCCUGAGCACUUUAGAAGCUGAAAAAGUCUAUCAGAACCAUGUACAACAUCUAAUAUCUGAGAAGAGGAGCGUAGAAAUGAAGGAAAAAUUCAAAAAGACUUUGGAAAAAAUUCAGUUCAUUUCACCUGGGCAGCCAUGGAAGGAAGUUACGUGCUUUGUUAUGGAGGAUGAAGCCUUCAAAUAUAUCACUGAAGCUGAUAGCAAAGAGGUAUAUGGUAGGCAUCAGCGAGAAAUAGUUGAAAAAGCCAAAGAAGACUUUCAAGAAAUGCUUUUUGAGCAUUCCAAACUUUUUUAUGAUUUAGAUCUUAAUGCAACACCUAGUUCAGAUAAAAUGAGUGAAAUACAUACAGUUCUGAGUGAAGAACCUAGAUAUAAAGCUUUACAGAAACUUGCACCUGAUAGAGAAUCUCUUCUUCUUAAGCAUAUAGGAUUUGUUUAUCAUCCCACUAAAGAAACAUGUCUUAGUGGCCAAAAUUGUACUGACAUUAAAGUGGAGCAGUUACUUGCUAGUAGUCUUUUACAGUUGGAUCGUGGCCGCUUAAGAUUAUAUCAUGAUAGUACCAAUAUAGAUAAAGUUAACCUUUUCAUUUUAGGGAAGGAUGGCCUUGCCCAAGAACUAGCAAAUGAGAUAAGGACACAAUCCACUGAUGACGAGUAUGCCUUAGAUGGAAAAAUUUAUGAACUUGAUCUUCGGCCGGUUGAUGCCAAAUCACCUUACUUUUUGAGUCAAUUAUGGACUGCCGCCUUUAAACCACAUGGGUGCUUUUGUGUAUUUAAUUCCAUUGAGUCAUUGAGUUUUAUUGGGGAAUUUAUUGGGAAAAUAAGAACGGAAGCUUCUCAGAUCAGAAAAGAUAAAUACAUAGCUAAUCUUCCAUUUACAUUAAUUCUGCCUAAUCAGAGAGAUUCCAUUAGUAAGAAUCUACCAAUUCUCAGGCACCAAGGGCAGCAGCUGGCAAACAAGUUACAAUGUCCUUUUGUAGAUGUACCUACUGGUACAUAUCCUCGUAAAUUUAAUGAAACUCAAAUAAAGCAAGCUCUAAGAGGAGUACUGGAAUCAGUUAAACACAAUUUGGAUGUGGUGAGCCCAGUUCCUGCCAAUAAGGACAUAUCAGAAGCUGACUUGAGAAUUGUCAUGUGUGCCAUGUGUGGAGAUCCAUUUAGUGUGGAUCUUAUUCUUUCACCCUUCCUUGAUUCUCAUUCUUGCAGUGCUGCUCAAGCUGGACAGAAUAAUCCCCUAAUGUUUGAUAAAAUCAUUGGUCAAAAAAGGAGACAAAGGGGCCGGGCACAAAUAUAGAUAACAAUAUUAUCAUACCACUCUUCAAUUGGAGUAAGAAAAGAUGAACUAGUUCAUGGGUAUAUAUUAGUUUACUCUGCAAAAUGGAAAGCAUCACUGGGAAUGCUUCGAGCAUUUCCAUCGGAAGUUCAAGACACCAUUCCUGUACAGCUGGUGGCAGUUACUGACAGCCAAGCAGAUUUUUUUGAAAAUGAGGCUAUCAAAGAGUUAAUGACCGAAGGAGAACACAUUGCCACUGAGAUCACUGCUAAAUUUACAGCAUUGUAUUCUUUAUCUCAGUAUCAUAGGCAAGCUGAGGUCUUUACUCUGUUUUUUAAUGAUGUUCUAGAGAAAAAAGUGAUAGAAAAUUCUUACUUGUCUGAUAACACAAGGGAUUCAACCCAUCAAAGUGAAGAUGUUUUUCUACCAUCUCCCAGAGAUUGUUUUCCCUAUAACAACUACCCUGAUUCAUCAGAUGAUGACACAGAAGCACCACCUCCUUAUAGUCCAAUUGGGGAUGAUGUACAGUUGCUUCCAAUGUCUAGUGACUGUUCCAGAUAUAAAUUAGAUUUGGAAGGAAAUGAAUAUCCUAUUUAUAGUACCCCAAACUGUCAUGACCAUGAAUGCAACCAUAAAGUGCCUCCACCUAUUAAACCUAAACCAGUUGUACCUAAGACAAAUGUGAAAAAACUGGAUCCAAACCUUUUAAAAACAAUUGAAGCUGGUAUUGGUAAAAACCCAAGAAAGCAGACUUCCCGGGUGCCUUUGGCACAUCCUAGAGAUAUGGAUCCUUCAGAUAACUUUGCGGAACUCAUUGAUACAAUUUUCAAACAGAAGGGCUAUUCUGAUGAGAUUUAUGUUGUCCCAGAUGAUAGUCAAAAUCGUAUUAAAAUUUAAAACUCAUUUGUAAAUAACACUCAAGGAGAUGAAGAAAAUAGAUUUUCUGAUAGACCUCAAAAAGUCAUGGGGAACGGAGGCCUUCAAAAUACAAAUAUAAAUCUAAAACCUUAUUUAAUAAAGCCAAGUCAUACUAUAGAAGAACACAUUCAGAUGCAAGUGAUGAUGAGGCUUUCACCACUUCUAACAAAAAGAAAAGGGAGACAUUGUGGAAAUGAAGAAGAUCCACUUCUUUCUCCUGUUGAAACUUGGAAAGGUGGCAUUUAUAAUCCUGCAAUCACUUCUGACCAGGAGUUAGAUGAUAAGAAGAUAAAGAAGAAAACCAAGAACUUCAAUCCACCAAAACGUAGAAAUUGGGAAAGUAAUUACUUUGGGAUGCCCCUCCAGGAUCUGGUUACAGCUGAGAAGCCUGUACCACUACUUGUUGAGAAAUGCGUGGAAUUUAUUGAAGAUACAGGGUUAUGUACCGAAGGACUCUACCAUGUUAGCGGGAACAAAACUGACUAAGACAAUAUUCAAAAGCCGUUUGAUCAGGAUCAUAAUAUCAAUCUGUUGUCAAUGGAAGUAACAGUAAAUGCUGUAGCUGGAGCUCUUAAAGCUUUCUUUGCAGAUCUGCCAGAUCCUUUAAUUCCAUAUUCUUUUCAUCCAGAGCUAUUGGAAGCAGCAAAAAUCCUGGAUAAAACAGAACAUCUUCAUGCCUUGAAAGAAAUUGUUAUGAAAUUUCAUCCUGUAAACUAUGAUGUAUUCAGAUACGUGAUAACACAUCUAAACAGGGUUAGUCCGCAAAAUAAAAUCAACCUAAUGACAGCAGACAACUUAUCCAUCUGUUUUUGGCCAACCUUGAUGAGACCUGAUUUUGAAAAUAGAGAGUUUCUGUCUACUACUAAGAUUCAUCAGUCUGUUGUUGAAACAUUCAUUCAACAGUGUCAGUUUUUCUUUUACAGUGGAGAAACUGUAGAAACAACCAACAUUGUGGCUCCACCACCACCUUCGAAUCCAGGACAGUUGGUGGAACCAGUGGUACCACUUCAGUUGCCGCCACCAUUGCAACCUCAACUGAUACAACCACAAUUACAAACGGAUCCUCUUGGUAUUAUAUGAGUAGGAAUUGAUUGCAAACAGGCUGGAUUUGGACAAAACGCAAAUCUAGACAUGCAUGUUUCAGGGUUCAAGUAAUAUACUUUAUGUUUCAUACAGAUAAUUCAUAUUCAAAAUGAUGACAUUUUCUCUUUGAACUAGAUGGUAUUCCUUAUUCACUUACAUUACAAAUCUAAGAACAUGUGAUAUGCAUGACUGGAGAGGUUUAAUUUUUAUAAACAAAAAUAGCUAUAAAAUACAAAGCUGCUGCUGCAUGCAACCUUAUUGCAAUCAGUAUAUCAUUCCUGUGGCAAUUUCUGUCACAUUAUGUUGUGAAUAAAAUUUUUCUAUA